CACGACUCCAAAAUGACAGGAAACUAUUAAACAGGCUGAGGCAGUGCUCUCUCACAGAGAAAAUGUGUGCUGCUCUAGCAUCAGCGGUCAGCUUAACCUCCUGGAGUUGUGACAAUAACCUUCGUGAUGCAAGAGUUCAGUAUAUCUCAGACCUCAUCAUUGAUCCCCACUGCAAACUGGACAAACUGGUACUGGAGCGCUGUUCCCUCACAGAGAGGAGCUGUGCUGCUAUAGCAUCAGCAGCCAGCACAAGUCCUUGCAGUUUGAAGUAUCUGAGCCUGAGUGAGAAUAACAUCAGUGAUGCAGGAGUUCAGCAUUUGUCAGACCUCCUCAACAGUCACCACUGCAAACUGAAGACUCUCAUGUUUUGGCAUUGUUUCCCCACAGAGAAGAGCUGUGCUGCUUUAAUAUCAGCUGGAAGGUUCGCCCCUUGCAGUUUGAAGGAACCGGACCCGAGUCAUAAUGAGCUUCAUGAUGCAGGAAUUCAGUGUCUCUUAGACCUCCUCAAGAAUCACUACUGCAAACUGAAGAGACUAGUACUUGGGGCUUCUCCCGUUACAGAUAACAGCUGUCGUGCUUUCCCAUCAGUUACCAACUCAAUCUCAUGUAGUUUAAAGGAACUGAUCCGGCGUAAGAAUGAUGUUCUUGAUGCAGGAGUUCAGCAUCUCUCUGACUUCCUCAGGAAUCCUCACUGCAAACAGGACAAACGAGUGUUGUGCCGUUGUUCCCUGGCAGAGAAGAGCUGUGUAGCUUCAGCGUCAGCUGCUAGCUCAACAUCCUGCAGUUUGAAGAAGUUGAACCCAAGGCACAAUAAGCUUCAUGCUGCACGAGUUCAACACCUCUCAGACCUCCUCAAAAAUCCCAACUGCAGUCUGAAGAAAUUAUUGCAGAGAUGGAGCUGCCGGUCCUGUGCCCACAUCACAGACCAUGCACACUGGACUCUGAUCACCCCUUCCAUCUCCAUGGAGAACGGUGUGUGUGUGUACAACAUGAGCUCCCCUGCAGGAAGCUUUGAAUGCUCAGAGUCUGGUCUGCGUUGGGUGUGUGCCAGUCCAGUUGUGAUCCAGUACCACUUCAGCAAGGAAGAGCUGUUCUGGGCUCAGCUGCAGAUGUUACGGUACCAGCCCGCCGGUCCUCUGAUGGACAUCAAGCUUCUGUCAGGCGAAGUGGAAGAGGUCCAUCUGCCCCACUCCCUCUGCCUGGGUGGUUCUGACCAAGCUGUGGUGGGAGGUGCAGUCAGGUUCCUGCACAGCGAUGACAGUGACAGUGGCGUUUCCCUGGAGACGUGUGAGCUGAGUCGUUUCCACGGCAAGCUCCCGGGGCAACGGUUCUCCCUCUGGCAGCUGGCGGUGAGUCUGGGCAUCCCAGUAAAAACCCACUGCGAGGUCCUGAUCUACCAGUCUUGCCCUCGACCCCUGGUCCUCAACGCCUUCCUGGUGCCCACGCCCUCCACAGCCAGGCAGGUGGUGGAGGAGAGGAUGAAGAGCCGGGGUGCCCUCAGCAUCUUCAAGCCACCCCCUGAUGACUCCCUCAGGAUCAACUCCAGAUUCCAGCUCUGCACCUCCUGCUCCUCGGUGAUCACUCCCUCGGCGAUGACCCUCAGCUACAACACCUCCCCAACCUUCUUCGAGGUGUGUCUGGAGAACCCACCAAGAAACUUCAACAUGGAGCUUAGAACCAGUGAAGGGAACCAGUCUGUUUGGACAGCUGUCAUGUGGCAGGGAGCUGACUACCUCCGAACUCCAAACCACCUGACGGAGCCUUCUGACCUUCCACCUUCUGACACACACACAGGUCGGAGCAGGAAUCAGAAUAUGGCUUCUACAAUAGAUCUUCACCAAUUCCAGAGAGACAUAAACAUUGCAACAAAUACUCAAGAGGCAGCAGCAUUUGUGGACAGGCACAGAGCUGAGCUCAUUGGCAGGGUGUAUAAUGUGAUGCCCAUCGCAGAUGCGCUGCUCUCCAAGGGACUGGUCCAUCCUCAGAAGUAUUCAGAGAUCAGAGCAGCUGCCACCAGUGAGGCAGUGAUGCGAGAGAUCUAUGAGUGUCUGCGUUCAGCUGGAGCUGAGGGGAAAGCAGCAUUCUAUGGAGUUCUACUGCAGGUGGAGCCACACCUGCUCAAAGACCUGAGUACACCAGCAUUAUAGAUUAAACCUGUAUAUGACCUGGCUACUGGAGAAAGACCUGACUGCACCUUGAGGGAACGGAAAGGAACAUCACAACUCUCAAGUUUUUACUGUGAGGACAUCAAUGAGCACAAAAAAAGGCAAUGAAUGAUUGCCAGUUUCAAAUUAACUCUGCCUUUUAAAGGUUCCCUCUUGAGGGCAUUUUUUAAGCAGCACUAAAAAGAUUUUCUCUCUGUAUCAUUUAUUUUUCAUCAAAUUACUCCUAAAAAACAAAUCUGAACUCUGGUAUCUCUUGAAUAAGUAAUUUACUUGCUAAUCUUUAAUUUCACAUUUAGUCAUAUGACAGCAGGGUUGUGUUGUUAUUCAUAUGUUUUGUGUAGUGUCCUGUCCUCUUCUAGCCUUCUUUGUCUUUAUUGACCAACUUACAAUGCCUUUGCAAUACCUUUGCCUUUGCUAAUCUGCAAUACUAAGGAAUAUACUGUAUACAGUAUUUUCAUAUGAGAAAUUAUUUCGAAUUUUUAUUUUAUAC
Messenger RNA from Sardina pilchardus (European sardine), 2655 nucleotides. RefSeq names its product NACHT, LRR and PYD domains-containing protein 1-like. The coding region runs from base 63 to 2147 and encodes 694 amino acids. Gene Ontology annotation, molecular function: protein binding. The record is from RefSeq and is a predicted model, not a curated record. The transcript is spliced from 9 exons. NCBI's taxonomy places the organism in Eukaryota, Metazoa, Chordata, Actinopteri, Clupeiformes, Clupeidae. Gene Ontology annotation, biological process: innate immune response; intracellular signal transduction; inflammatory response.